This is a messenger RNA of Zootoca vivipara (common lizard), 8186 nucleotides long. RefSeq names its product CF transmembrane conductance regulator (gene CFTR). Gene Ontology annotation, cellular component: cytosol; apical plasma membrane; plasma membrane. The record is from RefSeq and is a predicted model, not a curated record. Lineage: Eukaryota; Metazoa; Chordata; Lepidosauria; Squamata; Lacertidae. Gene Ontology annotation, molecular function: chloride channel activity; ABC-type transporter activity; ATP binding. Gene Ontology annotation, biological process: bicarbonate transport; chloride transmembrane transport.
GAGGCGGGGAGAGGGGCAGGAGAAAGAGGGAGGCGGUGACCUGAGGCAGGAUAAGGUGGGAGAACGCAGGGCCAACAGCGAGGACGACUUCACUUCUCUCCCCCCUUCCCCCUUUCCCAAUUCGGAGGCAAGAGUCUAAACGGCGCGGUUCCUCGAGAGGCGAACUCUCUCCCCCUCCCCUCACCGGCCCCGCCGCGCCCACCCUCUUCCUUUGGUGUCCGCUGCGCACAGCAGCCUGGACGGUGAAAGACCAUGCAGAGGUCGCCUCUGGAGAAGGCGAACGUCUUCUCCAAACUUUUCUUCAGGUGGACAAAACCGAUUUUGAGAAAGGGUUACAGACAACGCCUGGAAUUAUCAGACAUUUAUCAAAUCCCUGCCACAGAUUCUGCAGAUAACCUUUCUGAGAAAUUGGAAAGAGAAUGGGACAGAGAGCUGGCUUCAAAGAAAAAACCCAGACUCAUCAAUGCUCUCAGAAGAUGUUUUUUCUGGAAAUUUAUGUUCUACGGAAUAAUACUAUAUUUAGGGGAAGUAACGAAAUCUGUGCAGCCUCUUUUGCUGGGGAGAAUUAUUGCUUCUUAUGAUCCGUCCAAUUUACAUGAACGAUCAAUAGCUUACUAUUUAGCCAUAGGACUCUGCCUUCUCUUCGUUGCGCGGAUGUUGCUGCUUCACCCAGCUAUAUUUGGCCUCCACCACAUCGGGAUGCAAAUAAGGAUAGCAAUGUUUAGCUUAAUCUACAAAAAGACCUUAAAAUUAUCAAGCAGAGUCCUUGACAAUAUAAGCACAGGACAACUUGUUAGCCUCCUUUCAAACAAUCUGAACAAAUUUGAUGAAGGUUUAGCUUUAGCUCAUUUUGUGUGGAUUGCACCUUUACAAGUCUUGCUGCUGAUGGGACUUCUCUGCGAGAUGCUGCAGGCCUCGGCGUUUUGUGGACUUGGUUUCCUAAUUCUUGUUGCCCUUUUCCAAGCCUGGCUAGGGCGAAUGAUGAUGAAAUACAGAGAUCAGAGAGCAGGAAAGAUCAAUGAGAGACUUGUACUCACUGCAGAAAUGAUUGAGAAUAUACAAUCAGUCAAAGCUUACUGUUGGGAGAAUGCAAUGGAAAACAUGAUUGAAAGUGUGCGCCAACCUGAACUGAAGCUGACCCAAAAAGCUGCUUAUGUGAGAUAUUUCAAUAGCUCAGCAUUCUUCUUCUCUGGAUUUUUUGUGGUGUUCUUGGCUGUGCUUCCGUACGCACUGAUCUACGGAAUUAACCUCAGGAAAAUAUUUACCACCAUCUCAUUUUGCAUUGUUCUUCGAAUGGCAGUCACUAGGCAGUUUCCUUGGGCUGUGCAGACAUGGUAUGAUUCUCUUGGAGCAAUAAACAAAAUACAGGAUUUCUUGCAAAAAGAAGAAUACAAAACUCUGGAAUAUAAUUUAACAACCACAGGGCUUGAGCUGGAUAAAGUAACAGCCUUCUGGGAUGAGGGAUCUGGGGAGUUCUUUGCAAAAGCACAGCAGGAAAAUGGCAACAGGAAAAUAUCCACUGCUAGUGAUGGUCUCUUCUUCAGCAACUUCCAACUUCAUUUUACUCCUGUCCUUAAGGACAUCAACUUCAGAAUUGAAAAGGGAGAGAUGCUGGCUGUUGCGGGGUCUACCGGAGCAGGAAAGACUUCUCUCCUGAUGAUGAUCAUGGGAGAGCUGGAGCCUUUGGAAGGUAAAAUUAAACACAGUGGAAGGAUUUCCUUUUGCCCUCAAGUAUCGUGGAUCAUGCCUGGAACAAUUAAAGAAAACAUCAUCUUUGGAGUUUCCUAUGAUGAAUUCCGAUACAAGAGUGUCAUCAAAGCCUGUCAGUUAGAAGAGGACAUUUCGAAGUUUCCAGAAAAAGAUGACACCGUUUUGGGAGAAGGUGGGAUCACUCUCAGCGGUGGUCAGCGAGCUAGGAUCUCUCUCGCCAGAGCAGUAUAUAAAGAUGCUGAUUUAUAUCUCUUGGAUUCCCCUUUCGGUUAUCUAGACAUGUUAACAGAGAAAGAAAUAUUUGAAAGCUGUGUUUGCAAACUUAUCGUCAAUAAAACUAGAAUACUUGUUACAUCGAAGCUGGAACAUUUGAAAAUAGCAGACAAGAUACUAAUUUUACACGAAGGAAGCUGUUAUUUCUAUGGGACAUUUUCUGAACUUCAGGGUCAGAGACCCAACUUUAGCUCUGAGCUGAUGGGAUUUGAUGGUUUCGAUCAGUUCAGCACAGAUCGAAGGAACUCCAUCCUGAGCGAAACGCUGAGGAGACUUUCUAUUGGUAGCGACGGCGUGGGCGCACAAAAUGAAAUAAAGAGAACAUCUUUUAAACAGACCUCAAACUUUGUGGAGAAAAGGAAGAACUCAGUCAUGAACGCUCUGAAUUCUAGCAGGAAGUUCUCUUUUAUGCAAAAAACUCCACUGCAGGCCAAUGGCAUAGAAGAAGGCCUUGGGAAACCCGUAGAAAGAAGGUUUUCAUUGAUACCGGACUCUGAACAAGGAGAGGCAAUUCUGCCACGCAGCAAUGUGAUCAACGCAGGACCCACGUUUAGAGAACAUAGAAGACAGUCUGUGCUUAACUUGAUGACCCGAACAUCAGGUCACCAACGUCAGAGUUUUUACAAAAGUGGCAACGUAUCCAUACGUAAAAUGUCAGUAGCCCAGCCGUCCUGUGAGACAGAUAUCUAUGCCCGGCGCUUGUCUAUGGACAGUGUGGCAGAAAUAAGCGAGGAACUUAAUGAAGAGGAUUUAAAGGAAUAUUUUUGUGAGGAUUCAGAGACCAUGAAUGCUGUUACUACAUGGAACACAUACUUCAGAUAUAUUACUGUCCGCAAAAAGCUGAUUAUUGUGUUAAUUAUAUGUGUAGUUAUUUUUCUACUUGAGGUGGCUGCUUCUCUUGCUGGAGUAUUGAUUAUCAAUAUGUUGUCUGUUUCCGAUAGCCCAAAUGCAACACAGGCAAGAAAUGCUUCCUCUCACGACGUGGAGAGCCAGGCAAUCAUCAUUACAGAGACUAGUGGCUAUUACAUCUUCUACAUUUAUGUGGGAGUGGCUGAUACCUUACUUGCCUUGGGCCUCUUUCGAGGCCUACCCCUGGUGCAUACUCUCAUCUCAGUUUCUAAAACCCUUCACCGCAAGAUGCUGCAUGCCAUCCUUCAGGCACCCAUGUCUUCCUUCAACACAUUGAAAGCAGGUGGAAUACUUAACAGAUUCUCAAAGGAUAUAGCAAUAUUGGAUGACCUACUACCACUUACAAUAUUUGACUUCAUCCAGUUAAUGCUCAUUGUGAUUGGUGCUAUAGCAGUAGUAUCAGUCAUACAACCCUACAUCUUCCUGGCAUCUGUGCCUGUGAUAGGAGCCUUUGUUAUGUUAAGAGCAUACUUCCUGCACACUUCUCAGCAGCUGAAACAACUGGAAUCUGAAGCAAGAAGUCCAAUUUUCACACAUCUUGUUACAACCUUAAAGGGGCUUUGGACACUCCGAGCUUUUGGACGGCAACCUUAUUUUGAGACAUUAUUUCAUAAAGCCCUGAACUUGCACACAGCGAACUGGUUCCUUUAUCUGUCUACAUUACGUUGGUUCCAGAUGAGGAUAGAAAUUAUUUUUGUUGUCUUCUUCACCAUUGUGACCUUUGUUUCUAUUUUAACUACAGGUAACGGGGAAGGAACAGUUGGCAUUAUUCUUACACUAGCCAUGAAUAUUAUGGGAACCUUGCAGUGGGCAGUGAACUCAAGUAUAGAUGUAGACAGUCUGAUGCGGUCAGUGAGCCGAGUAUUUAAGUUUAUUGAUAUGCCAACAGAAGAAUCCAAAACUGCACCAUCUUUGAAAAAUGAAGAGCUUUCUCGCACCCUCAUAAUUGAGAAUAGGCAUGCAAAGGAAAAGACUGUCUGGCCAUCUGGCGGGCAAAUGACAGUGAAGAAUCUCACGGCCAAGUACAUAGAUGGAGGUCUGGCCAUACUCGAAAAUAUUUCCUUUUCAAUAAGUCCAGGACAAAGGGUGGGUCUUUUAGGAAGAACUGGCUCAGGGAAAAGUACGCUGCUCUUUGCUUUUUUAAGACUCUUGACUACAGAAGGAGAUAUUCAAAUUGAUGGUGUCUCCUGGAACACCGUCUCUGUGCAGCAGUGGAGAAAAGCAUUUGGAGUAAUACCUCAGAAAGUGUUCAUAUUUUCUGGAUCUUUUCGAAAGAACUUGGAUCCUUAUGGACAGUGGACUGAUGAAGAACUAUGGAAAGUUGCUGAGGAGGUUGGACUGAAAUCUGUAAUAGAGCAAUUUCCAGGCAAGCUUGAUUUUGUCCUUCUGGAUGGUGGCUGUGUCCUCAGCCAUGGACAUAAACAAUUAAUGUGUCUUGCCAGAUCAAUUCUCAGCAAAGCUAAAAUUCUUCUUCUGGAUGAACCAAGUGCUCAUCUUGAUCCUAAGACUUUCCAAGUCAUUAAAAAGACUCUCAAGCAGGCUUUUGCAAACUGCACAGUAAUACUCUCAGAACACAGGCUAGAAGCACUACUGGAAUGCCAGCGAUAUUUGGUGAUAGAAGAGAACAAAGUCACACAAUACGAAUCCAUCCAGAAGCUGCUCAGCGAAAAGAAUUCUUUCCGUCAAGCCAUCAGCCAUUCAGAUCGUGUCAGACUCUUCCCGGUGCAUCCCAGGAACUCAAGCAAACGGAUGUCCAGGCCUAAAAUAAGUGCCUUGCAAGAAGAAACCGAAGAAGAAGUGCAAGAAACCCGGUUGUGAAAAUUUAUCAAGGUGCUAUCUUGUAACAAUUUAACAGGAAGCAUUCUGGGAAAAUGUCAGAACAGGGCAUUGUUGAAAAUUGCCACUAAAAGAAGUGCAAAAGCAAACACAUGAAUAUGUAUAUAUAUCUGUGCAAAAAAACUUCAUUCCAAGGGUCAAUUUGGUUAUGAAGGAUUGGUGCAUUAGGCAGUAUCCCGCCCCCCCCCCCGAAGCUGCCCCCAUCUCUUCUGCUUCUUGUACACAUACAAAAGAUCUUUUAUCAGGAUGGAUAAUCAAAAUAUCCAAACAUUUCAGCUGUACUAGCUGCCUCUUUAAAAGUAAUGUGAAUGUCAUAACAAGCAUAUCAAAGUCUACACUCAUCUUUCAAAACUGAAUCCAUAGCUCACUACGAAACACAGUGAAAAGCCUGCUUUUCUGUGUAAAAAACAACAACAAUCCAGGGUUUUGAAAAAUGCAUUUUGAGGUAGUUUGAGGUCAAGAGCUACAAAUUCAGGUCAUGAAUUAUAUUUAUUAUUACACAAAUUAUAAACAUUUAGGCUGUCAACUAAACAGCAGAGACAUUUAUUUUCUGUGUCUGGAAGAACACAGCAAUUACCAUGCUUUUGUUCUGGAAAGUGCUGGGCGUUUCAAGUCAGUGUUGGUUGGUUUGCAAAACUGCUAUAGUUGUGGGAGAAUGACAGCACCAAACCGGAAGAAUUUCACAGUUUCUCCUAAAUUCUGUGGUGGAAAAGAUAUGGAAACAUGGCCAGAUGUUUGGGUUCAUUCUUUUACACAGUACAGAGGUUCAAUCUAUUUAGUUGAAAAACAAAUUACUUUUUUAUGAAACAUCCAUGCUUGUUCAGAACAUAGAUGAAUUAGAAAGUUGAAUCGAAACCAGUUACUUAAGUUGUAUUUAUUUGAAUCAAGCCACUCUAGUGAAAAUCAGUGGGCAUUUUGUCAGUUGCAUUAAAUAGAAUUAUAAUAUUGCCCCAGACAAUGGGCAAACAUAGGCACCUUUAGACCAACUAUAUUUCAGUAGAUUUUCAAGCAUUUAUGAACCUGACAUUGCAUGUAAGUAGGUGAGGGGAUUAUGCAUUUUAAAAGGAAAAAAAGAAUCUCAUUUAUAUUAGACUCACUAUAUGCAAUAAGCAGUUGACUCCCUUAGACCUGAAGUCAGCGGAAGCUAAGCACACGAACUGUAGGUUCAAGUGUAAACAAUGGCCUGUCCAUAUGCCGAGCACUUUCUAAAAUAAAAAGUCAAGGAAAAGCAAUAUUCUCCAGAAUGGUUGCUUUUCAGUGAGUGAGAAAAGGGGAAAGCCACAGUUUAGAAUAUGCAGAUCAUGAUGAACACAACUGGUUAGGACACAAAAUGUCUAGGUAAAGAUGACAAUGGGAAUUUUUACACUUCAAAUGAAAUCUUCCAAACUUAUUCUAGCAAUCUUAUUGAGGUUGAUUGGGGGGGGGGGGGGCGGACAUUUUUUCAACUGGUAUUUUUUAAAUGAAAAUUACAGUUCCUCUGCAAGGAUGAAAGAUAACUUGACUUUUGUAGUGAUCUUCUUUUAUACAGUUCCGUUUUGCAGUUGACUGGACCUUCCUUGGACUAUUUAUUUAAUAUCUUUAUUCAGAGAUGGGAGAGAUUUGCUUAUUAAGAAAAUCCUGUAUUUUAAGAGGAAUCGUAUAUCAUGAAGACUAUAUUUGUAUACAAAUAACUGUUAUAUAUUUGAACAACAAAAAAUAUUUUUUAGCUUGAAUUUACUAUGUGUUUUAGGGGAAAAAAUUGGAGUAUGGGCAGUAUCUCCACAAAUGUUUCAACUGCUGCUUUGCUUUCUUGUUGUCUUAAUUUUAAUAUACAAUGUGAACAUUGUAUUGAAAAGAAUGUGAGGCUCUAACCUUUUCAGAGCUUUUUCCUCCUACAGUCGGUUUAGACCCAGUCCUGUUGCAGUAGGUGGAACAUUGGGCAUAUGUAAUGAAGGAGAUGUGGAGCUUUUGUUUCAUAGCAGAUCAGAUCUAGUUCUAGGUCUUGAGGGACCCUGGAUUAGCCACUCUCAGCGAGGCCUGAAAGAAGAUACUGGCAUUGCCCCUGUUGUAGGGCAAAACCCCUGCUUGUUUCAAAACCAAGGAGAUUUGAACUGUGUUGCUAAAGAAGGCUAAUGUGGUCCGUUUAAUUAAAAUAGUUUUUUAAAAAUUAGUAACAUGAUCCUUACAUGGCAGGGCUUAGGCAGGGGGAUAGUUUUGCACUACUAUUUUGUUGUAUUUUCUCUUGACGUUGGCACUGGUCAAUGGGCAUUUCCAAUUGCUGUACAUACAUCUUUUUUAAAGGAGAAUUCCAUUUCCCAGGUAUAGCUUGAAUCCAGAUUGAAGACAUACUAAGCGCGGUAGAAAAAAAAAGUACAUGCGUGUCAGGGAACGAUUUUACACUGCCAACAGCACAGAAAUUAUGUCCAUGCACGGCUUCAGUUGUAUGGGAGGCCUAUGGAAGGCAAUGCAUUAUCCAUUUUAGUUCCAGUUAUUUCAGUGGUACUUAAGAGCAAAUCUGCACGCCAGGGCUGCAUGUGUGAACUAGGUACAGUGGUACCUCUACUUACAAAUAACUAUACUUACGAAUUUUUCUACUUACAAAUGGAGCUCCGUCCGCCAUCUUGGAUGCGGUUUAGAUAGGAUUUUUUCUACUUAUAAAUUUUUAGAUAGGGUUGCUUCGACUUAUGAAUUUUUUCUCCCAAUGCAUUCCUAUGGGAUUCAACUUACAAUUUUUUUCGACUUAAAAAUGUGCGUUCGGAACGCAUUAAAUUCGUAAGUAGAGGUACCACUGUAUGUCCCCCCUACACAGAAAGUGCGACAUAGAUGCAAGUGUGCUGUGAAUGGUGAGACUAAAGGAAGUACUUCUUUAUGUAAUGCUGUUAAUCUGUGGAACUCACCGAUGCAAGGCAUGGUGGCUUUCCAAGGGAUGGGACAAAUUCACGGGGGAGGCUAUGGAAUUAUAUUAGUCAUAGCUAUUUGGAACCUCUAGAUCCAUUGCCAGUCUACUAUUGAAUGCCAGUGGAGGAUCAAUAGUGGAAGAGGGUAAUUUCCUUUCUGUCUUGCUUAUGGACUUCACAAAGCCCAGUGCUGGAAACAGGAUAUUGAACUCAUAUCACACUUUACAUUCUGUGUGCUAUGCAUUUGUGUGUGUGUGGACACAGGUACAAGUGACUCACUUGCCCAACUCAAGUGUGGGUACAUCAUAUACACAGAGGCCUGUGUGCAAAGCAGUCCAUAGCUGUGAUUAGCAUUUGCUGGAUUGUUGCAAUUGUAUGUAUUUGUAUAACUGGAAAACUUAACCCACACUUUGUAUGUAACAAGCUACAACGCCUGCCAUUCAGGUUGCUAUCAGGUAAUACAAAAAGGUACUAAGCGGCUAGGUCUGGAAAAAAUAAAUAGAAAGUGAAUUUAAUUGCAAGCAAGUUUCAUGAUGCUAUUGUGUGCAAUAUGUCAAUAAAACAAAUGUAUUGUGUACUGUC